GCGCAUGAAUAUGACGUAGUUGAAAGUUUACAUGUGCAGCGUGAGCGAAAAUGGUUGCUGGCAGAGAACAGCAACAGCAGCAGGCUCAUCGGCCUGGAAUUUACAAACAGAAGAACAAGCAGCACAAACAUGGAAAGCAUCGAACCAAAGGAGAGAUCGAGCGUGAGAACAAGGGCAGAGUUGCUGUGGUGGCUCUAUCCAAAAAGCAGAAGCGAGAGUUGAGGAAGAUGGACCGGAGACAUAAAGCCAACCAACUGCGCCGCAACAAAAAAGACACAGUGCUGACAGAGAAGCGUCGCUUGGGCAGUAGGGAUGGCCCUCCUCAUCUGGUGGCUGUCAUUUCUUUGCAUGCUGGUGUGGAUGCUGGAGCUGUGACGCAGAUACUGAGAGGAGAGGGGGUUGGUGGGGUGCUACAUGAAGACCAAGGUGUCAGAGGGGCUCAGGACAGUUUUGGCCUGGUUCUUCCUCGUUUUAAACAGAGAUUCACUUUCUACCGCUCAGACACAGCUGACGUGCAUUCACUCUUGGAUGUGGCUAAGGUGGCGGACACUCUGGUUUUUGUUCUGGAAUCCACUGAGGGCUGGGACAGUUAUGGAGAAUACUGCCUUUCUUGUCUCUUCGCACAGGGAUUGCCAAGUCAUGCAUUGGUGUGUCAGGGCAUAGCUGACUUGGCGGUGAAAAAGCGGACUGAAUCCCGGCGUGCACUGUCCCGCUUAGCUGAGGCUCGUUUCCCAGAGGCACGUCUCUUCCCUCUGGAUUCUGAGCAGGAUGCAGUGCUGCUUCUUCGGCACCUGGGGGCCCAGAAACAGCGGCGGCUUGCUUUCCGCUCCCGUCGCUCACACAUGCUGGUUCAGAACGCCUCUUACACCCCUAAUAACUCCCAGGAUGGCACAGGAGGUCCUGCCACAGGACUGGGGACCCUUCGUGUGUCAGGGUAUGUCCGAGGCUGCCCCCUGCAGGUGAACAGGCUGGUGCAUAUUGCAGGCCACGGGGAUUUUCAGCUUAGUCAGAUCGACGCCCCCACAGACCCUUUACCCAUUAUUACAGCUGCCCCUCGCCCUGUGAAGCCAGCCAAGGGUGGAGAUGUGGAGAUGAUGGAUGGGAGUGCUGCAGAAAUGAAUGGAGCUGGUGGGGAAGUGCGAGUGCUCAUGAAGGCUGACCCUUCUCAGAGAGAGAGCCUGCAGACAGAGGCUGAGGUUGAUCCCAUGGAGGGUGAACAAACGUGGCCCACUGAAUCUGAGCUCCAGGAGGCUGAAGAGGCCAGGAAGAACAGAAAGGUGGUGAAGGUGCCAAAGGGAACCUCAGACUACCAGGCCACAUGGAUCGUGGAUGAUGCUGAAGAGGAUGGAGACGAUGAAGAGGAGGAUGACAUGGACAGCUGUGAUGAUGAUGAUGAUGACGACGAUGCUGAUGAGUUAAUGGAAGAUGGUGAAAAUGAGUCUCAGGAUGGUGAAGCUGGCUGUGACUCUGGAAACGAUGAUGCUGAUGACGAUGAAGAGGAAGAGGAGAUAAGCUCGACAGACCGUGUUGGAGCUGAGCAGAAAUAUGAUGAAGCGAUGGACAAGGCGGAAGAGGAAGACGGGCUCAAGUGUUAUCGAGAAGCUCGUUCUCACGAAAUGUUCCCUGAUGAAGUGGACACCCCCAUCGAUGUGCCUUCUAGAACAAGAUUCCAGCGCUACAGAGGUCUGAAAAGUUUCCGCUCGUCUCCGUGGGACCCCAUGGAGAACCUGCCUCUCAACUACUCCCGCAUCUUUCAGUUUCAGAACUUUGAGCGCACCCGCCGCCGUGUCCUGGCUGAGGCUGCAGCUGAGGAGGAGGGAGCUAUGGUUGGCUGGUAUGUGACUCUACACAUUGAGGACGUGCCUUCCUCAGUGAUGGAGAGCUUUCAGGCAGGCAAACCUCUGGUACUGGUCUCUCUGCUUCCACAUGAACAGAAGAUGUCAGUGAUGCAUGUGCUGGUGCGGCGGCACCCAAGUUGCACAGAGCCUACAGCAUCUAAGGAGGAGCUGAUAUUCCAGUGUGGCUUUAGACGCUUUCGAGCCUCUGCCCUCUUCUCCCAGCACACCUCUGGCGACAAGCACAAGAUGGAGCGUUUCCUGCGUGUCGAUGCUCCUACGGUUGUCUCUGUGUAUGCCCCCAUCACCUUUCCCACCACUGGGGUCCUGCUCUUCAAACAGAGGGCCAAUGGAAUGCAGGACCUGGUGGCCACGGGCAGCUUGCUGAGCUGUGACCCCCGGCGUGUGGUGCUGAAGCGGAUCGUCCUGAGUGGACACCCCUUUAAGAUCAACCGGCGUUCUGCUGUUGUCCGUUACAUGUUCUUUAACAGAGAUGAUAUCUUGUGGUUCAAGCCAGUGGAGUUGCGCACCAAGUGGGGCCGAAGAGGACACAUCAAGGAGGCCUUGGGUACUCAUGGGCACAUGAAAUGUGUAUUUGACAGUCAGUUGCGCUCCCAAGACACAGUUCUCAUGAACCUGUACAAGAGAGUGUAUCCUCGUUGGACAUAUGACCCCUAUGUGCCUCCAGCUCUACCCUGGGUCAAGAAAGAGGAGCCAGAGAACCUCCAUGACAUUGACAUGGAAUAGAAGCAGGAGAGAUAAUUAUGGACUGACAGGUGCAGUGGACAUGAUGUCCAGUGUGAUGGCUACUAGCACACUAUAUAUGGAUAUAAGAAGAAUAAAUGAUUUGAUGAAAUA
This is a messenger RNA of Colossoma macropomum (tambaqui), 2693 nucleotides long. It is a transcript of the gene tsr1, whose product is annotated as TSR1 ribosome maturation factor. Gene Ontology annotation, molecular function: GTP binding; U3 snoRNA binding; GTPase activity. The record is from RefSeq and is a predicted model, not a curated record. Gene Ontology annotation, biological process: ribosome biogenesis; endonucleolytic cleavage of tricistronic rRNA transcript (SSU-rRNA, 5.8S rRNA, LSU-rRNA); maturation of SSU-rRNA from tricistronic rRNA transcript (SSU-rRNA, 5.8S rRNA, LSU-rRNA). Bases 51 to 2582 code for a protein of 843 amino acids. The transcript has 15 exons. Gene Ontology annotation, cellular component: preribosome, small subunit precursor; nucleus. Lineage: Eukaryota; Metazoa; Chordata; Actinopteri; Characiformes; Serrasalmidae.